This is a messenger RNA of Ostrea edulis (European flat oyster), 3177 nucleotides long. Its product is annotated as prostaglandin E2 receptor EP4 subtype-like. The transcript has 2 exons. Gene Ontology annotation, molecular function: G protein-coupled receptor activity. The record is from RefSeq and is a predicted model, not a curated record. Gene Ontology annotation, cellular component: plasma membrane. Gene Ontology annotation, biological process: positive regulation of cytosolic calcium ion concentration; adenylate cyclase-activating G protein-coupled receptor signaling pathway; inflammatory response. NCBI's taxonomy places the organism in Eukaryota, Metazoa, Mollusca, Bivalvia, Ostreida, Ostreidae. The coding region runs from base 92 to 1126 and encodes 344 amino acids.
ACACUUUCAGCUUUAUCGCGGCCUCCAACUGACGUUCUCGGGCUUUCUACAAAAAAUGCUAUAGAAUAUAAGUUUAUUUGUUACUGAGAAAAUGAAUGCGUCGAAUUCAAGUAACUCCACCGAGCACCACAUGUGGGAACCUGCAGCUCCUGCCGCCCUGCAGUUUGCAUUUGGAGUGAUUGGAAAUGCCAUUGCGCUUGUGGUGCUGAAUUUGUCUUCAAAAAAACAUAAAUGGCGGCCAUUUUACCGACUUGUGUGUGGACUGGCCUUGACGGACGGGGGUGGAGUUUUACUAGUGUACCCCACAGUAAUGAUUCGGUACGCCUCGGACUUUACCUAUGAGUUUCCAAAAGAGCUGUGUGAUUACAGUUCAUUUAUUUACACAUUCACAUUGAUGUCGUCUGCGAUGAUAAUCUGCGCAAUGUCCUUUGACCGAUUUUUUGCUAUCCUCUACCCUUUCAUCUACAACUCGGGAAAUAAAGGACUCCGCGCUAACCUCACCCUUGCCACGAUUUGGAUCACUGGGCUUCUUCUCUCCACUUUACAUCUUAUGGGACUAGGUUCCAGUUACAAUUAUUAUCCGAAAUCAUGGUGUUUUUUAAACUUUAUCGGAGGGACUACGAAAGAUCGGAUAAAUGCGUACAUAUAUUCCGUUUUUGGAUUGCUAAUACUGAUAUCUACAAUAUGUAUAAAUAUCUCAGUGAUUCUGACUGUAUGCAGAAAUAUGAAACGUAUCAAAAACAUGUCGUCAAGACGACGCAUGAUGAGUGACGUGUACAUUAUCGUGUUCUUGCUGGUGAUCGUCAUCGUAUUCACCGCGUGCUGGGCCCCACUCAUGGUUGUGAUAUUUUCGCAUGCUGCGGCUUUACUACAAUCAUCAGGGGAAGGUGGUGAUGGACCACUGGAGUUACUGGUCCUGCGCUUUGCGGUCAACAAUUCCAUCAUCGAUCCAUGGAUCUAUAUUUUACUGAGAAAGGAGAAUCUUUCUCGACUGAGGCGGCUGAAGAGAGGGGUGGAAAUGAGACUUGGAAUCAUCAGCGAGUCUUGUCCGGACAGUGCAACAGGGACUAUGAGCAGAACUACAGAACAGGAGGCACAGACGAGUCAGAAGAAGUCGAGUGAAUAGGGGUCCAUGCAGAAAACACGGGGCUCAGGUCUACGGUCAAAAAGUUUUAAACUUCAGUGUAAAACAAACCAUGACUGGUGCUGUAUUUCUUUAAUGAUGAAAGGUGAAGAUAACGAACAGUGAGGAAUUGCAUAACUACUAUAAGGAAUACAAAAUAAAGAGUUGAGCAAACAGGGACCCUUGGUAAUUUUGUCACAAAAUUUUUAAAUUCAGUGAAUAUUACUCUGUAGUAUAUGUAUUUCAAUAAUAACACCAGUAUUUUAUUAUUUCCAACACUUUUUAUCCUCAAAACAGGCACAUGAAUAUGUGAUUUUGGAUAUAAAAUAAUUAUUGCAAGACAAUCAUUCUUCCUUAAUAUCUAAGGUAGUUUUAUGAGGUUUCUCUUGUUUUUGUACAAAAUGUUUUUAUUAGUCAUUAAUAUAUACAUGCAUGUAUUCCUAUUUCCUAUGCCACUGAGAGAUUUUGAGAGAGAAAAUGGUCGUCAUUAUUUUCACAGCUAAUGCCCCUUUAAGUUUUGUUGAAAUUAACCAUAAUUAAAGUUUAAUUACGUUUAACAUCAUUAUUUGAUAUUCAUUCAUAACACUGAUUUUCUAAUGUUGUAUAUAUAGAAAAACUGCGAACGAUAUUAUUGUUUCGCCGCCUGCACUGGUCAACUUUUGAAGUUAUCAUUUCUAAAUUAUUUUUAUGGCAUUAUAGAUAUUUACAGGUAUAUGAAUUUUCAUAAAAGUUUAUUUAUUUGACAAAACAAAGAGAGAUAACUAUAAUUGGGUUAAAAUCGUAUUUCACUAUAGAAAUCAAUGAAAAACGGAAAAUAUUUUAAAACAUCCCCCGUGAAGCACAAAUUCCUUUUUACAGAUAUUCUAAAUUGUCAUUGAAAAUAGCAAAUUUACACCAAAAUAUUUGUUGUUUCACCGAAGGGGACAUACGCUUACAAACCAACACACGGCGAAAUGUUCAUUCGCAUUUUUUAAAGUUAUCAAAUAAUUUUUUAUAUAAUGAAGAUGAACCGUUUUUUACUCGAUGAUAUAAAGUAAUUUGACUUAAUUAAAUGGUUAUUUAUUUGUUUCAAUAAGCAUUAAAAAAUAUAUGACGUUUUAAAGCCUGAUUUCAAGGAACAGAUUUUGUACACCCUAAUCAAAGGGAGCAAUUAAUUCAUUGACACUGGUAUUAAAGUUAUAAUCAGUUACUAAUGAAUUCUACUUUGCAUUUUUUUUUUUUUAAAUAUCAUUAGCAAAAUUGCAAAGCUUUUUAGAAUAUACGAGUCGAAAAUGUAGGCGGGAAUGCAGAGUUAACGUGCGUAUUUCAUUCUUCCCAUCUGAAUUUGUAUAAUAAUUUGAUUUCGUGAUUAAACUUGUAAUUAAGUUUUAAUUUGAUCCAUGUUCAUCUUAACGUAAUUCCACACUCCUGUGACGUCAUAAGAUUUUGCAAAGUCAAUGAUUUAAUGACUUGAACAUAAAUUUUGUUGGAGUCUUUUUCUAUAGUUAUUUUAAAAAAAUUGUCAGCCAUAAAAUAUUUCAAAAGUCUUAGUUAUAUUUGAAUAGUCAAUGAUAUGUUUCAAAAUAUUGAAUCCAAGGACAAUAACUCCGUUUUCAAUAAAUUAUUUAUCAAGCCCAUUAUGCGAUAGAUUUCCUUUAUUUUUUACAAAUAGUUUACCAAGGUGAUAAGGAAUCAUUAUAUGUGUCUUUGUGAAAUUACAUAAAAUUUUAAUCCACGAGUGAUUUUGAAUAGCUCAGCUGUAUGGUGCCAGACUUCGGUUUUUUAUGGGGGUAUACAUACUCUAGAAGCUAUAAAUUCGAAAUUAUUAAGGAAAGGUAUGGAUUUUUUUCGAUAAAUAACUAUAAUAGAUGAACAUCUACUAAUAUAAACAGAAUAAAUGAUAUGUAAACCAUGCUAUAAGGAAAAUGUGUCCACAUUUAUUCGUUUUUUAACAUUUUGGAGAACAACGCUAAUUCAAUAAUUCUGCACUUAUUAUUCUUAAACUUGAUGAACAUAUUGAAAAUGACAUGUGUUUUAGUUAUUGAAAUGUUUCUUGAUAAAUAAAUGCAAUUAAA